Molecule: messenger RNA, 2178 nt
Organism: Moneuplotes crassus
Lineage: Eukaryota; Ciliophora; Spirotrichea; Euplotida; Euplotidae
Source: the annotation of a GenBank genome assembly
GCUAUGUUUAAAAAAAUGGGUAUGAAGCUUCAAAGCUUCACAAGGAGCAUUGACAUCUAUGGAGCAGGAAUAACCCUUAACUAUAAAGGACACUACAGAUUUCAGACAACCUUUGGGGGAAUCGUUGGGAUUCUGGUUGCUAUAACAUUGAUAGGCUUCUCAACUAGUCUGAUCCUAAACAUGUUUAGAAGGAGUGAAGUUAUGUUCAACGAUAGCAGUAUUAUGAGGGAUCCUUCAACUGAUACAACUGAGCAUUUCCCAGCUCAGAAAGGAUUUGCAAUUGCUUUUGGGCUGAGAGACUCAGACCACAGCUUUCUUGAUGAGCAUUACCUCAAAAUGUUCAAUCUAGAAGUUUUCCAAAGAACCACUGUUAAGCUAUCAAACGGAGACACUAAUAUAACAAAUGAAAAGCUUGAAGUAACAAGAUGUGAGGACUAUCUUCCAUACCAAAACAAGACAAUUCUGAAGACUUUUAAAAUUGACAAAUAUGUUUGUGUCAAACCGACUAACUACGUUAUUUCUGGAAACUGGUACACAGAUGUUCUUAAGAAUCUCAGAAUAACAGUCGAGAAAUGCACAACUUUGGUAAGAGAUGAUUGAGCUGAAGAGGAUACAAUUAAUUCAGAAUUGGGUGGCUAUUGGUUUGAUGUUGUCAUGAUAGACAGUUACUUUGAUAGGAAAAGUUUCUCUAACCCAAUCAAAUCUUACCUCACUCAGAAGUACUUUUAUACUUUGGAAGAUGGUUUUUUUUAGCAACACUGAUAUUUUCUUGAGAGAAAAUAUACUUAACAUGCAUGACGACUACACUCUUCUUGAAGGAUCAAAAGAUGGAAAAUUCUAUUCGGUAGCUGGGGAGAAAACUUCUCGAUACAAAUGGAGUUAUCGUCACCUUGGAAGAGUAAAUCUUUAUCUUGAUGCUGAGACGGUUACUUAUGAAAGACAAGUGUUCACAGUCGCUGACCUCCUUGGAAACAUUGGAGGUAUCUUUAGCCUAUUACAAUCAUUAGCAGGCAUAAUCGUUGGAAUGUAUGCAGACAGAGUCUUCAAGCAUUCGAUUAUUUCAAAACUAUACACAUUUGAUACGGAUGAGAUAGAUAAUAAGUCUGACUUAGAUGAGGCUGAUUUGCCCUGAGACUCCCAGAAGAAAAUUAAUUUGAAAGAUAAUAUAUACAAUGGAUCUUAUCGUCAAGAUUUUGAACUUGAGGAAGAUAAAAAGCAUGAUAGUGAAGAAGAUGAAGGUGGUGAACCCCAAAUUCCCGUGGUUCAUAAAGAUAAACGGUGAGAGAUUUAACGAGGAAGAAGCUCAUUCGCUUCUGAACACAAUGAAGGGUAAAAGGAGAUAUGGAUACACUCCUUUAGACUCGCUGUAUGGCUUAUUUUGCAUUUUCAAGAAAAAGACAUGGUGUCGUAGAAGAUACAAGAACUCUCAGAUUUAUCAAAAAGGACUCAAUAGAUAUUGCCAAGACUUGGAUGCAGCAAAUAUUGUACAAAACUUGCACAAUCUUAACCUCUUGAUGGGGAUUAUCUUUAAUGAUAGACAAAGAGUGCUCUCAAAGUUCAGCAGGGAAAGAUCAAUAAACAAUGAAGAUGGCUAUAUGCAAAACUCAAUGGACAUGAUAUUGCAGUACAAAUGAACUAAUUUUGAAGCAAAGAAAGAGCAAUACCAUGAGGCAGUUCAAGACUUCGUAAAUAACUUAAAAGCCAGCGAACUUUCAGAGUACGAUAAAAGACUUAUCAAUCAAAUUGAGCCUGGGUUGAUGCCCAUAGAUGAGUCUAGUCUUGUGAGCAAAGUUCAUACAUCCAAAAAGAGUAGUGAUAGUCCAGCUCCAGACAGAAAGAAUGUAGCAGAGGUUGAAACUUUGAAAAGGAGAAAUUCUCCAGACCGCGUCUGUGCCAGUCCAGAUGAUGUAAAACUUGAAUUGAAAGACAAUAAUCCACAAAGCAAGCCAAGACCUGAUUUGCUGGACGAUGAAGACAAAGUAUCUUCAGAACUUGAGGAUAUUGGUAUUAGGAAUAACACUCAAGGGGAAAUACUAUGCGCUAGAAAAAGAUUACAGUAAUUGUAACCUACCUCAGAUAAGUUUUAUACCCCAACUUCAUGUACCAAAGGGUCUAAACCAAAAGCCAGAGGUAACAAGAAAUAAAGCAAAGGCAACUAAUCAGUUUAAUCUUAAGGAC